AUGCACAUAAUAUGUGAGGCUGACCCAGAACUUCGACAAAGAAAAGAUGCUGCAAGAAUUCCAAGUCAUAGCCCACAAAUGAAAAUGUAUGCCGUUAUGAAGUGUCUUUGUAAAGGUAUCCCAACCGAUAGCAUUGAUGAUUAUACCCGUGUGGCUGCUUCUACUAUUUACUAUUAUAUUAAGAAGUUUUGUGAUGCAAUUAUGUUUUGGUUUAAUGCGGAAUACAUGAGACGUCCAACUGUGAAUGAUGUGAAGUGGUUGAUGAAGGAAAACGCUGCUAGAGGCUUUCCAGGAAUGCUUGGUAUCCUGGACUGUAUGUAUUGGGGUUGGAGGGUGUGUCCACAAGACGAGGCGAGAUUGCACACAGGCCAAAAAAGUUAUCCCACCUGUGUUCUUGAGGCGGUUGCUUCAUACGGUAGGUGGUUUUGGCAUGGGUAUUUUGGAGUGGGUGGAUCCAGCAAUGAUCUUAAUGUUUUGAAGUCGUCUAAUUUGUUCGAUGACAAUCUCAAUGGUAUUGCACCACCUUGUCAUAUUAUUAUCAAUGGGAACCAGUACGCGCAGGGGUAUUAUUUAGUUGAUGGAAUUUAUAAGAGUUACUUUGUGUUAGUCCAAGCUUACGGUGCACCCAGUGGUAUUCCAAUUCUCGAGUUAUUUAACAAAUAUCAAAUGGCAAAGAGGAAAGAUGUGGAACGGGCAUUUGGGACACUGUAA
Molecule: messenger RNA, 711 nt
Organism: Papaver somniferum (opium poppy)
Lineage: Eukaryota; Viridiplantae; Streptophyta; Magnoliopsida; Ranunculales; Papaveraceae
Exons: 1
Coding region: 1-711 (236 amino acids)
Source: RefSeq, a predicted model, not a curated record